GAGCUAGAGCCAUGCAUCGGCUGUAUGGAGAUUCCGGCCAAUGUCCGCUUGGUGCGUCGCUGUCCUAGAACCGGCUCGUCAAUAGAUGCCCAACCCCUGGGCAGUGAUCCAGGUAAACUUCUGAUUAAUUUGGAUUUUGGUUUGGAGGUCGCCGCUUACAAAUUUGGAUGA
This is a messenger RNA of Protopolystoma xenopodis, 171 nucleotides long. NCBI's taxonomy places the organism in Eukaryota, Metazoa, Platyhelminthes, Monogenea, Polystomatidea, Polystomatidae. The record is from the annotation of a GenBank genome assembly.